Raphanus sativus (radish) is the source of this 2063-nucleotide messenger RNA. RefSeq lists its product as uncharacterized. Gene Ontology annotation, biological process: DNA replication; DNA replication initiation. Lineage: Eukaryota; Viridiplantae; Streptophyta; Magnoliopsida; Brassicales; Brassicaceae. Bases 68 to 1933 code for a protein of 621 amino acids. Gene Ontology annotation, molecular function: DNA binding. The record is from RefSeq and is a predicted model, not a curated record. Gene Ontology annotation, cellular component: alpha DNA polymerase:primase complex. The transcript has 15 exons.
UCCGUCCUUCUCUCUAUAUUCUUCUCCAAGAUCUCUCUCUCUCUAGAAACGCCACAGUGAGAAAGAGAUGUCGACAAAUGAGGAGAUUAAGAAGGAAUUCAGCCGUAGCGGUUUCGCUCUCGUGGAAGAAGACGAGAUUCUCGAGAGAUGUGUUACUCUCUGCAUAAACUACAGCUUGACGCCUUCUGAACUCGUUUCGAGCUGGGAGCUUUAUCAUCUCAAUCGACAAAGUGUUGAUCAAACUGUAAAGAAUGAGGAGAUGGAUGGGUUUCUACUGCAUCUACAGAACCAACAGAAAGAAUCUUUGAUGAAAGAGGAGGCUGGUCUGCAUAUCUACUCAAACAGAGAUGUAGACAUGCUUUUGGAUGGGAUUCCGGAAGAUACAGCAGACGAGAUCGUCACUACCCCUACAAACAAGUCUCAACGGUUACUCCCGGACCCGUUUGAUUCAGUAAGCAGAUCGAGGGAUUACGGUUACUCUACUGGGAAGUCAGCUGGGCAUGUGACUCCUUUUGGUCAACGAGUCGAAAAGUUUGUGGUGAGAUUCAACAUAGGUGAUGCGGCAGCGCAGGCAGAGAAUGGAGAUGGCAAUGAUGUGGAAAACAGUGAGGAUGAUAUGAUUAUUAAGAGAGUUCAGACAAGCCGCAGGUGUUCUCUGAAAGUCAGUGGCUUAGGCCCUAAACCGGGUUGUAGGUUCAUGUAUCACAGAACUGAGGACAGGUUUAACGCACUCGAGAAGCGGAUCGUAAGGCAUGCAGAUGCAUUUGCUGCGUCGGGUUUAUAUGAGGAACAGGUGGAUCCAGCUGUUGCUUCACAGAGAAGUAUAUUUGCUGUGGGAAUGAUUUGUUGUGAUGGAGAGGGGCAUUUGAAUGAUAAGUCCAUUCUAUUGCAGAGCAGCGCCGAGAGAACUUCAGGACAGCGUGUUCCACUGGACUUAAACAGACUAAAUCAGUUCUCUAUUUUUCCAGGCCAGAUAGUUGGAGUUGAAGGACAAAAUCCUAGUGGACACUAUCUCACUGCAUCCAAGCUGCUGGAUACAGUUCCUUUAUCACGCACUGCUGACUUGGAUCUACCUCCUGCUAAGAAGCAAAACUUGGAUCCGGAGGUCUUAACUCUCGCUGACGAAUCCCAUGAAAAUUCAGAGGUUUCAUUUAUAAUUGCAUCCGGACCAUUCACCACAUUAGACAACUUGCUGUUUGAGCCACUGAGUGAGCUACUAGCCCAUGCAAAAAGAAAGCCUCCACAGUUACUUGUGCUGCUUGGACCGUUUGUGGAUUCUGAUCAUCCAGAAAUUAAGAAAGGAACUGUUGAUGCCACCUUCAGUGAGAUAUUUGAAGUGGAAGUCAUCAGGAGGGUGCAAGAAUAUGUUGAAUUCAUGGGUUCAGAAGUACGAGUGGUUCUGGUUCCAUCCAUCCGUGAUGCUAACCAUGAUUUCAUAUUCCCACAGCCUCCUUUUGACAUUCACGUACCUGAUCUCGAACAUCAGAUAACCAGUUUGUCAAACCCUGGGACCUUUGAGGCAAACCAGGUGAAGGUAGGCUGCUGCACGGUGGAUGUAAUAAAGCAGCUGAGUGUGGAGGAGAUGUCGAGAAACCCAAGUGGAGUCCCCACUGAUCGCUUAGCCAGACUCGCUAGCCAUCUCCUUCGUCAGCGAAGCUUCUAUCCUCUGUAUCCACCGCCAGAGAGUUUCCCUUAUGAUUCCUCACUAGCUCCUCAGGCGCUCCAGAUUUCAUCAAUCCCGGACAUUCUCCUACUUCCAUCCGACAUAACGUACUUCGUGAAGGUUUUGUCCAUUGGGGAAGGGGAAGAUGCGGCCAAGUGUGUGUGUGUAAACCCUGGAAGACUUGCGAAAGGAGAAGGUGCGGGUACUUUUGUGGAGCUUACCUGCAAGGGUGAUCCAGAAUCGAUGCAUGCUUCAGUCAUCUCUAUUUAAGAUAGAAACUGCUAUAUAUGUUAGGCGAACUCUAUAGUAUUUCAUAUAUAAGAAAAAGCCUCUAGUUCCUCGCAUUUUUCUACGUUACCAUUAUAAUCAGUUUAAUUCGAUAUUUUAUCGUUGAGCAUCA